This is a messenger RNA of Ceratitis capitata (Mediterranean fruit fly), 1938 nucleotides long. Its product is annotated as proton-coupled folate transporter. The coding region runs from base 162 to 1808 and encodes 548 amino acids. Gene Ontology annotation, cellular component: membrane. Gene Ontology annotation, biological process: transmembrane transport. The record is from RefSeq and is a predicted model, not a curated record. Gene Ontology annotation, molecular function: transmembrane transporter activity. The transcript is spliced from 9 exons. Lineage: Eukaryota; Metazoa; Arthropoda; Insecta; Diptera; Tephritidae.
GUCACCGGCGAACGAGUGUGAAUGAGUGAGGACAGCACUGUUUGCGAAUUUCAUAUCAAAAUAGUUCGAACGCAGUACAAUUGUAGCGCUGCACAUGAACGGGUUGUGAAUAGUGACAGAGCCGGCGUAAACAUAAAACGGUUUUUCACCACUCGCUAACCAUGGACGCGGGACCGAAUGAGUUUAGUACGCUACUCGCGAAGAACCGGCAUUCGCGCAGACACGACAGAGAUGGCAGCGUCGGUAGUGCAGAGCUUUUGAGUGAUAUGAUAUCAGAGGAUGCAUCCAUUUCAUCGAGCUCUGACUAUGCGUACCUGCGUAGAUCUGUUGAAUCUGUCGCAUCGAUUACAUCGAGUGAACUGGACGAGUUCAAUUGGCGGCGUUUGCGUUUCUACUUAGUCGAGCCGAUGGUCUUUAUACUACUAUUUGCAUACAAUUUAUCAGAUACAAUUGUGAAAAAUCAGAUAAUUUAUCAAACAUGCACUUCCAUAUUCUUUUUCAAUGAGACGGAUUGUCGCCAAUUGGGCACUAAAAAUGCCAGUGAGCAUAUCAAGUACAUCGAGACCACAGUUCAACCAUAUUCAGCGCGGAUUUUCAUGACGUCCUCAAUAAUAGAGAGUCUGGUGCCAGCAUUUUGUGGGGUUUUUAUCGGAGCCUGGUCGGAUCAUUUUGGCCGUAAGCCACUUUUGAUUACAGCGUACAGUGGGUACGCACUCUAUUAUGCAAUAGCAACGAUAAUUGCACAACUUGCGACAACAUAUCCCGUUAGUCCGUGGUAUUAUCUGUUGGCGGUAUGUCCACUCGCAUUGAUCGGUGGCAGUGUAACAUACUCCGUGGCCACGUUUUGUUACAUUUCAGAUGUCUCCAGUGCGCAGGAGCGACCAUAUCGCAUGGCAACGUAUGAAGUCGCUGUAAUCUUCGGACUCAUGAUGGGCUCCUUUACAUCGGGUUACCUUUACGAAGCCACAAAUGCUUCCUUCGUUUUUCUAACAUCAUGCUGUUGCAUUUUUGUUGCCACUUGCAUUAUACUCUGUUUCAUACCAGAAAGUUUGAAUAGACGACGCUUUCAAUUCAUACAAUCUGUCAAUGAAGUGGAUGAGGAUCAGGACUUGAUUGAGUCCACUGCGGAUGCAGGGGAGCUGGUGAGAUUAUUCGAUCUAGCGGCUGUGAGGGAAAUGUGGCAAACUUGCUUCAAGCCUCGGGAGUACAACGAUCGCGCUAUUGUCUGUUUGGCGAUGGUCGCGUACUCAAUUUCCGUGUUUGUGAUAGAUGGCUCAAUGACGGUUUUUUACUUAUUCAUACGCGAGAUAUUUCAUUGGUCCAUUAAGGAUUUUACAACCUUUGAAACGAUCAGUAUGCUCGUAUCUACCGUGGGCAAUAUAUUGGGUGUCAUUAUAUUGAAAAGAAUUCUCAAAUUAUCUAUUGUGCAUGUGGGCAUUUUAGCCUUCAUCAGUGAGUCUAUGGGCAGUUGCGCGAGAGCUUUUGCUGAUACAAAUUGGAUAAUGUAUUUGUCGGUCGGCUUGGGCGCUCUGAAAGCAAUGGCCCAUCCAAUGUGUCGAACGAUCGCAUCGAAUGUGUUGCCAACGAAUGAAUUGGGGAAAUUUUUUUCAUUUUACGGUUGCUUACAAGCUUUUCUGCCAUUUAUUGCCUCACCAAUAUACACUGGCAUUUACAGCAUAACGCUUACAAGCUUUCCAGGAUUUUAUAAUUUGUUAAAUGCUAAUUUAUUUAUAGUUGCUAUUGCUUUUCUGCUCUUAAUUUUACGAAAGAAACGCGAAUUCUCCGCGCGUUACGAGGAGCGAUUUUGAAAUGGAGUCUUCCAGCUUCUGUGACUGUUCAUGAAGUAGUGUCACGAAUAUUUCUCUACUUGAAUAUUUUUUAAUUGUUGUCAUAUAUUUUAUAUUAAUAAAUACAUGUUUGUAAAUCUUUUAAUGUUAA